Zea mays is the source of this 342-nucleotide messenger RNA. Its product is annotated as iron-sulfur assembly protein IscA-like 1, mitochondrial. Gene Ontology annotation, cellular component: mitochondrion; cytoplasm. The transcript has a single exon. Gene Ontology annotation, molecular function: 2 iron, 2 sulfur cluster binding. The record is from RefSeq and is a predicted model, not a curated record. NCBI's taxonomy places the organism in Eukaryota, Viridiplantae, Streptophyta, Magnoliopsida, Poales, Poaceae. The coding region runs from base 49 to 342 and encodes 97 amino acids. Gene Ontology annotation, biological process: iron-sulfur cluster assembly.
GCUUGUUCGUGGAGGAGAGUUUGCUGUGGAACCCGCCGCCAGUUAGCCAUGUCGUCCUCCGUGCUGAGGGCUGCGGCCGAUAGGGCUAUUCGCAGGCAUGCCCUCACGCUGACGGACGCCGCGGCGUCCAGGAUCCGGCAGCUCCUCAGCCUCAGGCAGCGUCCAUUCCUGCGUCUCGGCGUCAAAGCGCGAGGUUUCAACGGCCUCUCGUACACGCUCAACUAUGCCGGUAUACUUACCGCUUCCUUAUCGCACGGAUCAACUUCCUGCACCAAUUUUCCAUUGUUUCACAUUAACAACAUCCGAUUUCAUCCACAACAGAAAGAGACGGAGAUGGAUUAA